Messenger RNA from Clupea harengus (Atlantic herring), 3193 nucleotides. It is a transcript of the gene alg13, whose product is annotated as ALG13 UDP-N-acetylglucosaminyltransferase subunit. Lineage: Eukaryota; Metazoa; Chordata; Actinopteri; Clupeiformes; Clupeidae. Gene Ontology annotation, molecular function: cysteine-type deubiquitinase activity; K63-linked deubiquitinase activity. The record is from RefSeq and is a predicted model, not a curated record. Gene Ontology annotation, biological process: protein deubiquitination.
AAACUUCGAAAAAUAAAACAAAUGCACUAGGUGUCACGUGCGCGUAGUGUGGCUCCGGCAAUAGCUUCUUAAAGGCAAAUUAGAAGCACCUGUCGCUUUUGCCACGCGAGAGGAAACCUCAUGGUCCCUUUCGUUGAUGCGGAAAGUUAGCAGAGUUUUACCUGACGCUUUGCACAUUUAGUAUGUCUUCGUGACAACAUUACAAUGAAGAACACCUUGAAGAAAUAUUUUGCAAACAUGGACGAAUAUUUCGCCAGAAAUGGUCUUUACCGAAAAAUGGUGGCUCGAGACGGGUCUUGUCUAUUUCGAGCCGUCUCUGAACAGCUAUACUACACUCAGUUCUACCAUCAGAAAGUAAGGACGGACUGUGUUCACUUCAUGAGAAAAAACAGGAGCAUCUUUGAGACGUAUGUCGAAGGGUCUUUCGAGAAGUAUCUGGAGCGCUUGGAGGACCCAAUGGAAACUGCAGGGCAAGUGGAGAUCAAGGCAUUGUCCUUGCUUCAUAGGCGGUGCUUUAUCAUAUACAGGUACCCCGGCGGUCCUCCAACGGAAAUAUCACCAGAUGACUUUGUGGAGAAGAUUUUGCUGUGUUAUUCAAACACCAAGCACUAUGACAUUGUUUACCCGAAGACCUAUGUUCCUUCGGCCCGAAUAUGUCAAACGCUGCUGUACGACUUGCUGUACACACAGGUUCUGGGCGUGGACCCCCGGGACCUGCAGAUGGCCAUGGAGGUGUGGCACAGCCGGCGCCACAGGAACAGCCACUCGAUGUGCAGCGAUGAAGGGGGCUAUGACACCCCUGAUGAGAGGAGGGAGGAUUGGGACCUGGACGGCAAUUAUGCCAUUGAAGACGAGGCAAGGCUGGAAAUGGAUGAAUCCAAGAGUACAGAGGAGCCAGCCACCUUCACUUUAUCCUACCAAGUUGUCAAAUCUCUGGAUCCCAAUGUGUAUCGCAAUGUAGAGUUUGAUGUCUGGCACUUCACACGCAGAGAGCUAAGGAAGACUGAUUUCAUAGUAAUCGCAGGUAGACAAUACUUCUUGGGAGAUAAAUGCCAGGUGCGCCUUGACCCCAAGGGGAGGUAUUACAAUGCCUUUAUCCAAGAGGUGGGCACCAAGACCAGUGUGGUGACUGUGUUCAUUGAAGAACUUGGAGAGAGGAUCCAGGUGUCCUUGGCUAACUUAAAGCCAGUGAAUCCUGUUCCUGCAUGUCAGGUCCCUCCCAUGAGCCAAUGUGGCUCCUCUGAGCAGUACUCCACAGAGCAGGAUUAUGAGGUCCGUGGGAGGCGCCGCUUCUACCGAAAGCCCCGCGCCGUGGCCAUGCCCAUUCCCUGCUCCCGCGCCCAGCCUGGCAUGGGCCCCCGCUUCCAGCCGACCCCUGGCAACAUGCCCGCCGGCCGGCCAACCGGGUUCCACGGACCCCCGAUGCCACCCAGGGGGAUGGAGUGUGAUCACUACCGCCCCCACUCUAGCCCCCGGGCCCACCGAGGCUCCGGCUCCCCCAGACGCUCCUCGCGCUUUGUGAACCGCCAUCACCUCAUUGGGCCAGAAGUGUCCUUUUAUCACAACGCUGGCAAGCGCUGUUACCAGAGCUUUGAAAACUACUCCUUCAGACCCCGAGUCCGGCGCCACAUGCAGACCAUUGCCAAGGAGUGCCAGUUCAGCUUGGUCCCCAGUGGUGCUGAGGAGGUGCAAGAUAUGGGCGGCCCGGUGACCUUCUAUGACAUUGACAAAGGGAGCCAGAAUGCCUUUCCCCCUCUGCAGGGACAACCAGUUGGCCGUCCGAUGGUGGCAGCCGCUGCCUCUUACUGGGUCCCAAGAGGGUGCAGCCCCUCCCCCACACCCAGGGACCAGGCUGUUACCUCUUCAGAGGAGGACAAUGAUGAGAGGAGCACUGGAGGAGAGCAAGGGGAAUACUCAGGGGAGUAUGUCUACUCUGGAGGAGAUGCAGGAUUUGAGAGCCCAUCAGUUUACACUGCAGCAGAGUCUACUGCCAACUUGACCAUUCAGGAAGGAGGGUCGUGUUCUGGUUCAACACAAGAGGGCGCAGCCACAUACAGCUAUUCCCAGCAGGUGGUGGUGAAAUCUGCUGUGAUCUCAUCCUCUCAGCCAGUCACCCAUCCCUCAGCUGACAUCUUCACAGCCAACUCCUCCUCCACCUCCUCCUCUAGGAGCUCAGACACGCCGCCCGACUCCCAGCCCUCCUUCAUCGCCCACCAUGGGCAGCCCCCGACUCCUAGGCCAGGUUUAUUCAUGACUUACCCGUGGCAUGUUAAUGAGAUGGCAGAGGCUGUGGGCGUGGCCCCACCACCACCCUUCUCCUGUGACCCCAAUGGCAACGAUCUUCCUGAAGACUAUAAAGUUAUUCAGUACUAUUUCAAUCUCGGAGUGCAGUGCUACCAGUCCUACUUGCACUCAUUGGUGCACUCUCAUCAGGCGUACCAGCAGCAGGGCACAGACGGGCAGUACCAGUCCUAUCCCAGCAAUGCCCUCGACCACACUGUGCCCGAGCCCUACUGCGAGCCUGGCACCGUGGGGCAUAAUGCACAGCCAGAGGCGCCAGCGCACGGGCCCCCCCUGAGCUUGGACCCCCCCCCGGCUGCCCCCUCUGGUCCGGUCUUCUACCCCCUGGUGCAGGAGCCGCGGAGCCAGUCCUUCCUGCCCCACAUUUAUGAGCCCUACGUGCCGCCGCUGCCUCCACCCGCCACCUACCACUACGUCACCACUUGGAUCCCGGGGGCACCUGGCCAGCCCUGGGUACACGCCCACCCAAUAGACUACAGCACCGCACACCCCCCACAUCAUGCCCGCCCACCUCACAACACCCACCUCGUGCACCACCUGCCACCCAGUGUGUAGCGCAACGGGUGCAGGGCACCGCCACCUUGUUUUUGAGACGUGAUUUGGGCCUCGCCCCAAGUCUCUCAUGUUAGCAUCUCUGCUAUGUUCCUUCACGGUUUGCUGUUACAGGGUUAAUAGUCACACAGUCGUGGGCACAGGGUUUCCAGGGUUACCUCCGGUCUGAGUGUGUGAUUGGUGGACGGCUUCUGUCCACUCUGCACAAGUGGGAUCACCUCUGAUUUCACUUCCUCCAGACCACUCUUCUGUUUUGUCCCAGGGUUGUCUAGGGAAUGUUUAUUAUUGUCAAGGUUUUGUUUAAUAAUAUUUUUUCACAUGCCAUUAAAGAGCUUUUGCA